UGAGGUCAUAACGGACGAACUUUAUUUGCAAUGCAAGGAUUAAAAACUCACUAAAAAGCACAUUAAUAUAGAGAAUUUCAAAUAGAUCGAAGGUUUGGAUUGGUGGAGUGCGAUUGGCCAAAUCCAUCGAGGGUGCAGCAGAAGCGCAGACGCCGCAGAGUAUUUCUCAGGAAAGUGCGAGGAUGUUUGCACAGCAAAAGUGUUGCCAAUGCUAACCACUGGACUGGAGGAUGUUUGCAAAGCGAAGGGCGAGGAAGGUCUUGAAAUCAGAAACUUGGAGGUCUUGAACAUGGCUUGUGUGAUCCAAAGGGAAAAAAAAAAAAGAUGUUGGAGCCGUCAUGUUAAAUUCAAGGUCACCUGGGAUUAGCCUCGACAAGGAAAUAUCUUAUCAAGGAUAGAUGUUGCUGAACACCAUUAGGUGACGGCUCGUGGAACUGGUGGAAGCUUCGCCGGCUUAGACCUCUGGUUCGAACUUCCGUCCAAUGCAAGGCAAGGACAGGAAGUAGUACUUUCUAUUGGAGUACUGCAUGGUUGUCAGUGGGGCCAGUGUAAAGUACUAUCGUUUGAGAGGCUCGCAAUGUUUCCCUACGAUCAUAUAGAAUGAAAUGGCGAGCUACGUGCAUAGAGUACACUCUUGGCGUUGGAUAUACGUAGUUCAGAUCAUCAGGCUAUUGAAACCAUCGAUGGAUUCCAGGGUGGAGGUGAUGCUGAACAUUCGACCGGCUGGCUUUCUCAUCCAUCAGAGUAUGAUGACGAGUGAAGAUGAUGAUUAUGUCAAUUCCCAAGGUUACCUUCAAGAUUGUCGUGCUCAGUUUAUUGGGCUGCCGACAGGUCUGGUUCUUCUCCUAUUGCAAGUGCAUGGGAUCAACUCAGAAACGGAGGACCUAAGGUUGUCCGGAGCAAGGCUAUCUGAUUCUGGUUUGCCGGUCGUGUACCAUGCAUCUCCUUUAAUCAUCGGUUGAGUUUAUUGAAUCGGUUGAGUUUUAAAGACAGGAUGCUUAAUUGGGAAUUAUCACGGAAUGCGAAUUUUGUAGUCAAGAGACUCAAACUAGGGACCAUUUGUUCGUUUCUUGCACGAUUACUCAGGCUAUCUUGUAGUCAAGAGCCUGUGAAUUAGUCAAGUGGAAUAGAUUUGCUCUUUGAAGGGAAGGAGACUUGACACAAUUACCUCGAAACUCUUCUGGACUCGUUACAUAUAUCACAUAUAUAUGGAGUGAAAGGAACAUUGCUGGCUUGCUCAAUAACAUCAUCCUGAUGGUGAAGAUGAAGGUUUUAUCUCUCCCAAGGAUCAGUUAUAGACUUGCUAACUCUGUUUUAGCCCGUGCGUUGGGUGUCGAGAGCUAAACGUAGUUUGAAUACAUGAAACCGAUUCAUAUUAGUUCUGUUGUUCUCGAGAACAUUUUGCUAUACUAGUUGAGCCUUUGUCCUUUGGGCUCUCUUCUUUGUUUUGCUUUGCUGGUUGUUAGUACCAUUAGCAUUUGGAUGAGUGAGCUUCUGUCCUUUCGAUGUUGUUUGUGUUUGUAAUCAAUAAUAUGACCACUUAUCCUAAAUUACAAAACA
Molecule: messenger RNA, 1560 nt
Organism: Punica granatum (pomegranate)
Lineage: Eukaryota; Viridiplantae; Streptophyta; Magnoliopsida; Myrtales; Lythraceae
Source: RefSeq, a predicted model, not a curated record